Messenger RNA from Poecilia latipinna (sailfin molly), 703 nucleotides. RefSeq names its product proline-rich protein 18-like. NCBI's taxonomy places the organism in Eukaryota, Metazoa, Chordata, Actinopteri, Cyprinodontiformes, Poeciliidae. Bases 33 to 521 code for a protein of 162 amino acids. The record is from RefSeq and is a predicted model, not a curated record. The transcript has a single exon.
UUACAUCAAGCUCAGGGGAAUCUCUUUCAAAGAUGGAGAAGCACAAGCUUGUGAAACAAGGUUCGAAAAAGAAUGAAUCAGUGGUGAAGACCAGAUCUAGGAAUAACAAAGAGGUGCAUUUUACUCUAACACUCACACCUGAAGCUGUUCUGCUGCAGCGGAGAAACAGCGAGAGAUACCAUCGUUCAGCUGCCAGAAAUACUGCAGGUGGUCUCGGUGCUUCUGGAAGCACCACUGAUUCUAGAAGACGGAGGCAGCAGUCAGUACCUCAGAGGAACAGCAGAGCAGCCGGUAAGAACAAUUCUGAUGCUCCACUGGGAGACAUAAGCUCAAUUGUAAAAAUCUCCCUCCUUAAUGAGAAACACAAGUAUGACGAUGUUGAGUAUGAGGACGAGGAGGACUUGGGCGUGGAUGAGCAGGUGGUGCUGAAAUGCACCGAAUGGCUGCGUGGGUUGGAGAACACACCCGUAACGGUGGCAAAGAGCUUAAACAGGACAAUGAGCAGUUUGAAAAGUUUCUAAAGGGGAAUAUAAAUAAUGGUCUUCAAAUCUAUAAAUCAUCUCUGUGUCGGUAAAUGUCUGUUAGAUGUUUGAUAUUUUUUUUACUUUUUGCACGUAUAUAACUUCUAUUUAAUUUACUGGAUGCAAAAUUUUAUGUCGGUUUGAAAUUAACAUCCUGUGGCAGAGGUCAGCAACCUGUACAA